Acanthosepion pharaonis is the source of this 3114-nucleotide messenger RNA. The record is from the annotation of a GenBank genome assembly. Lineage: Eukaryota; Metazoa; Mollusca; Cephalopoda; Sepiida; Sepiidae.
AUGUGUAUAUUUACCACUAAUAUUAUCUAUCUAUCUAUCUAUCUAUCUAUCUAUCUAUCUAUCUAUCUAUCUAUGUUCUAUACUGAGAUGAUGGCUCCAGUGGUAGAGAUUGCACUGAAGAUCCUAAAGACUCAAACAGUUGAUCAUAUCCAAUUUUCUUUUUCCCUUCCGCCAUAUUUCUUCCCCUAUAUUGGAUCUCUCUCUUCUUUUCUAGCUGCUCAGCUCUCUCUUACUCCCUUUCAGUUUCUAUCUUAUUUUCAGCUUUUUCUCACCUACAACCUUUUUCUAUAUCUCAUUUAUUUAUUUCUGUCUUUCUUUCUUACUUUCUUUCAUUCUAUUUUUUUUAUUUCUUUCUGUUUAUCUUUCUUUCUGUCUUUCUAUCUUUCUUCAUUUCUUUCUUUCUUCAUUUCUUUCUUUCUUUCUUCAUUUCUUUCUAUCAUUCUUUCUUUCUUUCUUAAUUUCUUUCUUUUUGUCUUUCUAUUGUUUUUUCCAUCUUUUUUCACUUCUCCCUUUCCUUCUUCACUUCUUUCUUUCUUCAUUUCUUUCUAUCAUUCUUUCUUUCUAUCUUUCUUAAUUUCUUUCUUUUUGUCUUUUUAUUGUUUUUUCUAUCUCUUUUCACUUCUUCCUUUCCUUCUUCACUUCUUUCUUUCUUCAUUUCUUUCUAUCAUUCUUUCUUUCUUUCUUAAUUUCUUUCUUUCUGUCUUUCUACUCUCUUUCUCAACCACAGCCUUUUUCUAUAUCUCAUUUCUUUCUGUCUUUCUUUCUUCAUAUCUCUCUUACUUUCUUCAUUUCUCUCUUACUUUUUUUUUCUUUCUUUCUUUCUUACUUCAUUUCUUUCUAUCUUUCUUUCUAUUUUUUAUCAUUCUUUCUUUCUUCCUUUCUUCAUUUCUUUCUUUUUUUCAUUCCGCAUUUCUGUCAUUCGUUCUUCGCUCCUUUCUUUCUGUCUUUCCACCUUUCUAUCCUUCUUCCUCUUUCUCUCUGUUUCUUUCUUUCUAUCUUUCUUCAUUUUUUCUUUUUUCAUUUCUCUCUUUCUUUUUAUUUUCCUUUCUCUCUUUCUUUGUCUCUAUACUUCAUUUUUAUCUUUUGUUCUUUCUUUUUUCUUUCUGUCUUUCUUUCUAUAAUUCUUCACUUCUUUAUUUCUUUCUUAUUAUUCCUUUCUCUAUACUUUUCUUCUUUUUUUUCUAUCUCUUUCUCUUUCAUUUAAAUCAUAUUCUUUUCUCUCCACUUUUUCCUUUUUCACUUUCUCUUUCAUUUAAAUCUUCUUCCUUUUAUUACAUUUUCUCUUUUGUCCUACCCUUUUCCUCUCUCUCACUCUUUCUCUUUCAUUUUAAUCUUAUUCUAUUAUUUACACUUUUUCUUUUUUGCUCACUCACUCUCUUUUUCUUUCUUUUAAAUAUUAUUCCUUUCUCUACACUUUUUCUUUUUUUUUUCUUUGUUACUUCUCUCUUUCUAUCUCACUCAUCAUGUUUCUCCUGUUCUUUCAAUCAUUACUUCUCUUUCUCUUUCUCACUCACUCUCUUGAAUUCACUCUUUUUCUCCUCUUCUUUCAGUCACUACUUUUCUCUUUCUAUCUCACUCACUUUCUUGUCUUUGCUCUUUUACUCCUUGUCUAUCAGUCUACUUUUCUCUAUCUCACUCAUUCUCUUGCAUUCACUCUUUUCCUCCUUUCCUUUCAGUCUCUACCUCUCUCUUCUGUUUCACUCACUCUCUUGUAUCCCCUUUUAUUCUCUUCUUAUUUCAGUCUCUAAUUCUCUCUUUCUCUAUCACUCACUCUAUGCUUAUUUUCAUUCUUUUCUCUUUUGUCUCAUUCCUCUUUAUUCUCCUUCAUUAGCUACUUUCCUUUUCUUUCACUUUCUUCUCUAUUUCUUAUUACUUCUAACAACUUUAUAUUUCCAGUGCAUUCACAACAAUAUGGAGGCUAGGAAAGACUUGUUUUUAAUUUUUUCUUUAAUUCAUUUUUCCUUUGAUUCGUUUUUCUUUCUUUCAUUCUUUGAAUUGUUUUUCUUCAUUUCUUUGAUUCGUUUUUUAUUUUUUUUCUGUUUUUCUUUAAUCCAUUUUCGUUUCUUUUUGUUUAUAUAUCAAUCAUUCUUUUCCUUCUAUUUAAUUCUUUUUUCUUUUUUUGUUUUUAAUUUUUCUUUCAAUCAUUUAAUUUUUUCUUCCUUACAUUUUUUAGUUUCAUUUCCUUUCUUCUUUUGUUUCCACAUGUUCAUUUCUUUCUUUCUUUCUUUCUAUCUUUCUUUCUUUUGUUUCCACAUGUUCAUUUCUUUUCUUUUUUGUUUCCACAUGUUCAUUUCUUAUCUUUCUUUCUUUUCUUUUUUCUUUUUCCACAUGUUCAUUUUUGCUUUCUUUUUCUUUCUUUUUUUUUGUUUCACAUGUUCACUUUUUUUCUUUUGUUUCGUUUUUCUUUCUUUCUUUUGCUCCACAUUUUUUUGCCAUUCUUUCUUUCAUUCUUUCUUUUAUUGCUGCACCUUUAUAACUUUUUUCUUUCUUUCUUUCUUUUGUUCUCACAUGUUCAUUUCUUUCUUUCUUUCUUUCUUUCUUUCUUUCUUUCUUUCUUUCUUUCUUUCUUUCUUUCCCACAUGUUCGUUUCUUUCUUUCUUUCUUUCUUUCUUUCUUUCUUUCUUUCUUUCCUACUUUCUUUCUUUCUUUCUUUCGUUCCCAUGUGUUCAUUUUUCUUUCUUUUGUUCUUUUGUUUCCACAGAAUUUCUUUGUCUCUUUUGUUUCCGCAUGUUCAUUUCUUUUUUCUUUCUUUUAUUGUCAUCUUUGAUUUCUUCAUUGUGUUCUUUCAUUUUUUUUCUGUUAUUUUCUUUACAAUUGUUCCUUUUUCUUUUUCGAUUCAUUCUUUUCCAAAAUUUUAUUUUCUACAUGCUUUAUUUUGUUUUAUCUUUCUUUCUGUUACGUUCUUUACAUUCUUUACAUUCUUUCUUUCUUUCUUUAUUUCUUUCUUUUAAUGUUCAUAUUUAUAAUAUUUCAAUUUUUUUUUCCUUCUUUUAUUGCUUUUUUUUUCAAAUUCUUUUUAAACAUUCACUUUGUCCUUUUUUUCAAUUUAUCAAUCAUUUUUUUCUUUUGUAUUUUUUCCUUUUUUCAUUCCUCAAAGAUUCAUUCCACUUUUAA